AUGAAAAAAGUAUAAUCUUAACUUAAAAUAGAAUAAAUAGAUGAAAUUAAUAUAAAAGAAGAAGAUUCUCAUAAAAAAGAUAAGAAAAAUGUAAAAAAAAUAAAUAAAGUAAAAAUAAAUUAGAAAUCCAUAUUAUAACAAAAAUUUCAAGAAUUUCGAGUAAAUUAUAAUUAAAUAAAAUAAAAAAUAAUAUAUAAAUAAAAGAAAAAAACAAUAAGAUUAGUAGAAAAUAAUUUUUUUGAAACAAUAACUACAAUAUCAACUUUUUUUGCAUUGUAUGGAGAUAAUAUUCGAAUAGUUAGUUCAGAUAAAUAUCAUGACUAUAUUUUUUAUAAUUUAUCAUUUACAUGCUUUAUAAUAUUUUUGAUUGAAUUAAUUAUAAAUUCUAUAGCAAAAAAAUUCUAUUUAUUAAGUUUUUCCUUUUGGAUGGAUUGCAUUUCUACAAUUUCAUUGAUUUUCGAUAUUCCAUGGUUUUCUUAAUUUAUAUUUGAUAUUUCUUUUGAUAAUAACCAAGUAAAUUUUUUAAAAGCAGGAAGAGUUUCGAGAGUAACUACAAGAGCUUCGAGGUUGGUACGUUUUAUAAGACUUAUAAGAUUGGUAAAAUUGGGAAGACUAUAUAAACAUGCGUUUUAGGCUAUUGGAAAUAGAGUAAAUAAACAAAUAUAAAUUGAAAAUGAAUAAUAGGAAGAAGAUAAAUAAUAAAACGAAAAUUUAGAUUAAUAAGAUUUUAAUUAAAAUUCAUAAAUGGAAAAUGAUAAUAUUGAUAAAAAUAAUAGCAAUAAUAAUGAAAAUGAUAUUGAUAAUAAUAAUAAUAAUAAUAAUAAUAAAAAUAAUAAUAAUAAUAAUAAUAAUAAUAAUAAUUAUAAUAAUAACAAUACUAAUUAAUAAUACAUAAAUUUAUUUAAAGAUUAGUCUAAUUAAAACAUUACUGAGUCUAAAGUCGGAAAAAAGCUUUCUGAUUUGACUACUAAAAGGGUUAUUUUAUUAAUUUUUAGUAUAGUAUUGUCAAUUCCGCUUUUUUCAGUUGAAACAUAUGUCUAAAUAGACACUUCAUUUAAUACAGGACUGAAUUUUUUAUAAUAAAUUGAAAAUUAAAGUAUUAAUUAUUCAAAUUAAAAAUAUUUCUAUUCUUUAUUUUAGAAAAAUUAUUUGGAUAAAAAUAAGAAUUUGGAUAGAUAUAAAAUUAUUUUUUUAUAAAUUAGAGGCAUUAAAAUAUAUUAAGACUAAUUAAAUAAUGAAUUGAGAGAAGUUGAAAAAAGCUAUUAUAGAUUAAAUGAUCAUGAUCCUAAUAUUGAAUCAUAUUCGAUUGUUUCUUUAAAAGAUGACUAAGAUCUAUCAGCUAUUCUCGAAAUUGUAAGAACCACAUAUUUGAUUAUCAUUUUAGCUUGUGCUUCUAUAUAUUUUACUAAAGAUUCUAAUGAAAUGGUUGUUGAUCCUAUAGAAAGAAUGCUUGCUAAAGUAUAACUUAUUAGUGAAAAUCCUUUGGAAGCGGCCAGAAUUGCUGAAGAUGAGGCUAUAGCAGAAUAAGAGUUAGUUAAAAAUUUAAACCCUCAAGAACUUCAAUUAUUAUAAAAAUAAAAAACAUAUGAAACUUCUAUUUUAGAAAGUACUAUUAUUAAAUUCGGAGCUUUAUUGGCUAUUGGAUUCGGGGAAGCUGGCUCUGAAAUUAUAGGAUAAAAUAUGAGUGGAGAUGGAAAUGUUAAUCCUAUGAUUCCUGGUAGAAAAAUAAUGGCAAUUUUCGGAUUUGUCGCAAUUCAUAAUUUUUCUGAUGUAACAUAAGUUUUGUAAGAAAAAAUUAUGAUUUUUGCAAAUGAAAUAGCUGAAAUUGUUCAUAAUGUAUGUGAUUCAUUUCAUGGGUAGACGAAUAAAAAUUUAGGGGAUUGCUUUUUGGUGGUAUGGAAAUUCAAAAAAAAUGAAAAACUUGUUUACUUAAAUAAAAACGAAGAAUUGUGUAUAAAUAAAUAAGCUUUUAGUUAAAAUUAUACAGACCUUUCUAUUGUUGGAUUUCUUAAAAUAAUAGCUUGUACACACAAGUUAUCUCAGACAUAAAGAUUUUAAGGUCAUCUAUAAUUAAUAAAAUAAUAAUACCCUAAUUUUUCUUUAAAACUUGGAUUUGGCCUACAUUUAGGAUGGGGUAUAGAAGGAUCAAUAGGAUCAGAUUUUAAAAUAGACGCUAGUUAUUUAAGCCCGAAUGUAAAUUUAGCAAGUAGAUUAGAAUGUGCAACUAAAUAAUAUGGAUUAUAUAUAUUACUUUCCGGAGCUGUAUAUAGAUUAUUAUCUGAUAAGUGUUAGAGUUAUUUAAGACAUAUUGAUAGAGUUACAGUUAAAGGAAGUGAUUAGCCUAUGGAUUUAUAUACAUGCGAUGUAGAUCCUAAUUAAUUAUAGUUAAAAAUAUAUAAUUUAAAAAAAUAACUUGAGUAAAAUGAUAAAAAUAAGAAAAUUCUUAGAUUUAUUUAAAGGUAGAAAAAAGAUGAGAGAUAUAUAAAAAUAAUAAAAAACAAUAUUUAAAUUAAUAAAAUGUUUGAAAUUGAUAAUGAUAUAAUGGUUAUGAGAUAAAAAUUUAGUCCUUAAUUCUUUAAUGCAUUUCAUGAAGGAUUAUAAUAAUAUUUAGAUGGAUAUUGGGAUUAAGCUAAUAUAUAUUUUUAGAAAGCUAAUGUUUAUAAUUUUAUUUAUAAAAUUAAAUUUUUUAUUAAUAUUUUUUUAGUUUAUAUUAUAAUAAAUUAAUCCUGA
Ichthyophthirius multifiliis is the source of this 2730-nucleotide messenger RNA. RefSeq lists its product as hypothetical. The record is from RefSeq and is a predicted model, not a curated record. Gene Ontology annotation, biological process: cyclic nucleotide biosynthetic process; intracellular signal transduction. Lineage: Eukaryota; Ciliophora; Oligohymenophorea; Hymenostomatida. The transcript has 6 exons.